AUGUCAGGGCGGCGUUAUGCCGACGAUGUCUCGGUUUAUGAUGACCGAAGAUCAGAAGUCUCAAGAGGCGGUGGUCGAAGGGUCUACGAGGAUCGUUAUGUCAAGGAAGAAACAGAGUACCGCCGGGCUCCUGCACCCACCGCGGUGCGAGAGCGAGAAGUCGUCAUUCGGGAUGAAGUGAGAGAACGACCGUCGUCCAAUACUCCCGCGUUCAUGAGAGAAGAUUAUGGCCGCAGCGGUGCCGGUCCCAUGGUUCUGAGAGCCAAAGAGAGAGAAGACUAUGAAUUUGUCCCCCGCCCUCGCCGUCGAUCCCCCUCGCCAGAACUCGAAAGAAAGGUCGAAAAGGAAGAGAUCAUCAUCACAAGAGACCAAUCCGAAUCCCGACCUCCUCCACGCCAACGAGAAAUCGAGCGAGAAGAAAUCAUCCUCCGAAGAGACGACCGGGAUAGAGCGCCACCUCCCAGAGAACGUGAGCGUGAAGAAAUCAUUAUCCGGCGAGAGGAAAAGGAGCCCGAGUAUAGGCCACCACCACCUCGAGAAGUCAACACCUCCAAGGAGGAGAUUAUCAUUCGACGUGAGGAAAAGGAACCAGAUCGUCGCCGGUACGACGACUACAGCGACGUGGGCUCUCGCAGAGGUGACUAUGACCGGAGACCUCCAAGGAGCGAGGCCGACCGAGAGGAAAUCGUUAUACGGCGCGAGGAGGAGAAACUGGAUUCUCGUCGUUACGACGAUUAUGCUUUGACGAGGCCAAAGUCUCAUGAACGAGCAAGGUCUCGUGCUCGACGGUCCAGUAGCGGUUCAAACGACGAGAUCAUCAUCAGACGGGAUGAGGUGAGGGGCCGUAGUGGUGAUCAUGAACGUCAAGAAAUCAUCAUUCGCAAGAGCUCCCGUUCACCGUCCCCAUCGUCCAUCUCUUCCGCCCCAGCUCCCCGAGCUGCUCAACCACCGCCGCCACAAGUCAUCAACGCUCCCACAAUUCAUCAAGAAGUCAUCACUCAUCAUCGUCACAUCGAUCACGGCUUCGAGGUACAGUACCCAACACGGCCAAGAGUGGUCUCUCGUCCACCAUCUCCCCCUAGUCCACCAUUACCUGCCCCAGUCCCCGUCCCAGCUCCGGUGAGAGCUCGUUCUGAAGAACGCAUUCAAAUCAGCCGGACACAGACCCGCAAUGGACGCACUGAGAACGAAGACAUCAUCAUCGACCGGAAUCAGGGACCCAGUCCUCCAAGAAGCGUGGCGCCUUACUCCACUCCACCUCCUCCCCGAGAUGCCUACUAUGACGCACCAGUACCUCGCCGUGAUUAUCGAGGCUAUGAACGCGACGUACAAGAAGAAGCUGAAUAUUACAAUCAACGAGCCCUUGAUAGGGCUUACGUAGGCGAGGCUCAACAUGGAGCCACUCGUGACUGGGCAUUGGUUGACGUGCCCCCUGGUACGAAUCGAGUCAGAAUGGAUGGUGCAGGGGGUGGUGCACAGGAAAUCACAUGGCAACGAUAUAAUGGUGUUCGCAGAAGCAAGUUCUUUCCAGAUGGCGCCGAUGAGGGCUAUACUGGAGAAGUUGGUAGACAUACUCCUCUGCCCGCACCGACACCUGAACACAGAUACCCACCCUCUCCUGCAUAUAAUGGAGAAAUCGGGAAAAGAUACGGCAAAGAGCGGAAUCCGACUGACGGCUUAUGGACCGAAGUCACCAAGGAUUUGGUUGUGAAGGAAGCCAUCCAGGAAAUGGGUUACGAAUAUGAAGAGACUGACGACUUCUACUACAUUAUUGCUUAUUUACGAUAUGAAGAUAUUGCCCGCCUAGUUGGUCUUUCGGAAGAUAUCCGUAAGGAACGCAAGAAGCGUAUCAAGGAAAUGGAGUGGGAGAAUCGUGUUCUUCCUCCACCACCUGAGCAACGGCUUACCAUCGAACCACCACCGCCUCGGCAUGGAACUAAAGACUGGGCUCGAGAAGAAGAGAGGUAUAUUGAACGAGAGGUCGUUUAUCGAGGAGGCCGUCCUCCACCACCCCCAGCUUGGAGACACUGA
Molecule: messenger RNA, 2031 nt
Organism: Exophiala bonariae
Lineage: Eukaryota; Fungi; Ascomycota; Eurotiomycetes; Chaetothyriales; Herpotrichiellaceae
Exons: 2
Coding region: 1-2031 (676 amino acids)
Source: RefSeq, a predicted model, not a curated record